Messenger RNA from Pieris macdunnoughi, 756 nucleotides. The record is from the annotation of a GenBank genome assembly. NCBI's taxonomy places the organism in Eukaryota, Metazoa, Arthropoda, Insecta, Lepidoptera, Pieridae.
AUGUCUAAAAUAUUUACCCCAACGAAUCAAAUUCGAUUAACUAAUGUCGCCAUUGUAAGAUUGAAGAAAAGUGGUAAAAGGUUUGAAAUUGCCUGCUAUAGAAAUAAAGUUAUAUCUUGGCGAAACAAAGUAGAGAAGGACAUAGAUGAAGUUUUACAAACACAUACUGUAUUUACAAAUGUUUCAAAAGGCCAAGUUGCUAAAAAAGAAGAUCUAGUCAAAAUAUUUGGUAAAGAGGAUCACACUGAGAUAUGCAAGGAAAUAUUGGAAAAGGGAGAAUUACAAGUGUCUGAUAAAGAGAGGCAUUCUCAAAUUGAUGCUUUAUUCAAAGACAUUGCAACAACUGUAGCUGACAAAUGUGUCAAUCCAGAGACUAAAAGGCCAUAUCCGGUUUCAAUAAUAGAAAAGGCCAUGAAAGAUAUUCAUUUUUCAGUUAAUGUAAACAAAAAUGCAAAACAGCAAGCAUUGGAUGUAAUCCAAAUGAUUAAGAAAGAGAUCCCUCUUGAAAGAGCUCAAAUGAGGGUCAGAAUAGUAUUAAGUGGUAAAGAAGCACGUAAGAUAAGAGAUAAGGCUGUGAAAUUAACAUCAAAAGUUGAAGAAGAAAGUUGGGAAGCUGGAACUGCUAACAUUAUCUGCUUAAUAGAUCCAGGUAGCUUCAGAAACCUAGACGAAAUGAUUAGAAGUGAUACAAAAGGUACUGGGCAAUUUGAAUUACUCAAUCUGAAAGAAACAAUUGAGGGAGAACAAACACUGUAA